This is a messenger RNA of Scatophagus argus, 3114 nucleotides long. It is a transcript of the gene cdc7, whose product is annotated as cell division cycle 7 homolog (S. cerevisiae). The transcript is spliced from 12 exons. Gene Ontology annotation, cellular component: nucleus. The record is from RefSeq and is a predicted model, not a curated record. Bases 220 to 2145 code for a protein of 641 amino acids. Lineage: Eukaryota; Metazoa; Chordata; Actinopteri; Scatophagidae. Gene Ontology annotation, biological process: mitotic DNA damage checkpoint signaling; protein phosphorylation. Gene Ontology annotation, molecular function: ATP binding; protein serine/threonine kinase activity.
AUGUAACGCGAGACGUGAUUGACGUCACAUUUCGCGCGGAGUUUGUUGUUGGCGGAAAAGCUUCAGCCUGAAAGUCUGAACGUAUUGUUUUAUUCAGCUAAGUACCAAACGAGAUUUAAAUAUCUCAUUUUUCGCUGAUGAAGCUUUAGCUACUGGCUACUGGCGUGUUCAUGAAAUGUUAACUUAAGAGGUUAUUGCACUUUACGACCAACCUGAGCGAUGGAGUUUUCUCCUGUCUGCGCUGAAAGCAUCAGCACAGACGGGUGUGUUGUCAAAUCUGAUAGAGGUCACAGGAGAAACAAAGUCCCACGGGAUGUGGAGAUAGAUAUUGAGUUUCUCUACAAAGCUGUCCCUCAGCUGGCCAAGGUCUUCCGCAUCAUAGACAAAAUUGGAGAAGGUACAUUCAGCUCGGUGUAUCUGGGUGAGGCUCGGAUGCGGGAUGGGAGGAGAGAGCUGUUUGCCCUGAAGCAUCUCAUCCCGACCAGCCAUCCUACACGCAUUGCUGCUGAGCUUCAGUGUCUCACUGUUGCUGGAGGCAGAGAGAAUGUGAUGGGGGUGACAUACUGCUUCAGAAAGGAGGACCAUGUGGUGAUUGUUAUGCCCUAUAUGGAGCAUCAAGCUAUUGUGGACAUCAUUGGCUCAUUGAGCUUUGAAGAGGUCCGUCUGUACAUCUAUCACCUGUUGAAGGCCCUGAGACACAUUCACCAGUUUGGUAUCAUUCACAGAGACAUCAAGCCAAACAAUUUCCUGUACAACAGGCACAACAAAAUGUAUGCGCUGGUGGACUUCGGCCUGGCACAAGGCACAGCAGACACCCAGAUUGAGCUGCUGAAGGUGGUGAGACAGAAGCCGUCACAAAAAGGUGGAGGGUCCACAGAUAAACAAGACACCACACAGAGGAGCAAAGCACCACCUAGACUUUCUCCCAAAACCACCACAGCUUCGACCUCACUGCCUCCACCUCCACAGCAGUCCGCAACCUUACCACCUUCCUCCUCUUCUUCCUGCACCACCACCGCUACAUCCUCCUCAGCCUGUCGGAAAGCACCAGUUAAAAAAGCACGUUCUGUCACCACUGCCGCCACCUCUCGCACAAAACACACAAAGGAUUUGACAAGCCUACGCAAAGUGUCACGGCCUGUGUUUGGAGAGAGGAACCUGAACAGCUGCACUCCAGCUCCAUCUGCCACCAAACAAGCUGGCAUUAAGACAGAGGUGGUAAAGCCUGGAAGAACAGAGGACCCAGUCAGCCGAAGGUACUCUUCAGCCAGCAGGGGGCUGCUGCCUGCCCGGACCCACAGCAGCAGUCAGAAACCUCAGAGGGCCAUACAGCAGGGCCUCACAUGUAACUGUUACCUGACUGACCGGAUCUGCAACAUCUGCAUGUCCAGGAAGCAACAGGUGGCUCCCAGGGCAGGAACCCCCGGCUUCAGAGCACCAGAAGUCCUCACAAAGUGUCCCAACCAAGGAACAGCCAUCGACGUGUGGUCAGCUGGUGUGAUCCUGCUGUCACUGCUCAGUGGUCGUUACCCCUUCUUUAAAGCCAGCGAUGACCUGAUUGCCCUCACACAGAUCAUGACCAUACGAGGCUCCAGAGAGACCAUCCAGGCUGCCAAAAAAUUUGGUAAGGCAGUGGUUUGCAGCCGGGAGUUGCCUCGGCAGGACCUCAGGACGUUGUGUGAGACGCUGAGAGGGCGGAGGCCGUCACCAGAAGAUGAAGUCACACCACUUCCUGAAGCCAGUAAAGACUCCACCACGCCUCAUCGUCACAACAUCCAAGAUGAUACGCCAACACAUCGUCCCACUGAAGAAACAUUCAAGCAGGACAAUGACGGAUCAGCUCAAACUCUCCAAAAUCACCAGGAAUAUUUAAGGAACCCAGAAAACACUGACCUCACUAAACAGAGCUUAAAGAAAGAGCGCAAAGUGAAGGAAGAUGAACAGGGCUGGGACAGAGUUCCCGAUGAGGCUUAUGACCUGCUAGAUCAGCUGCUGGACCUGAACCCUGCCACCAGGAUCACAGCUGCACAGGCUCUGCAGCACCCACUGUUCACAGACCUGUGCAACGACAGACUGCCGCCGGAGCAGGACUCUCACAGCAGCACGACCGCAGCUACUGGCUCCCUACGCUUUGGUUCGCACUAAAGAAACUGGAUGCUGCAAAGACAAAAGGAUGUUUACAUAUUAAGAUAGAUGGUUUACCCACAAAUCGUAAUGUAGCAGAGGACUAAGGACUGAGUCUGACUAAGCCCUUUACAAGAAACAAACCUGCUGUGCACAGAAUCUUUUUAGCCAAGUGGGAAAAAGUUUUCAUGUGAUGAAAUGACCUGAACAAGAGACUCGAUGUGGUGCGUUUCUGUGUGAGAGGAAACUAGUUCUCUCUCUGUUGUCUCUCACCAACCUGAUGAAAUGCUUCAUGUAUUGUAAUAUUAGCAUUCAUUUGAGAUAGUGUUUACUUGCUGGCUCACAAGCCUGCACUAAACUUUGGUUUUUUUUUUUGCUUUUUUUUAAUGGCAGCUAUGGUACAGAGUAUUUUGAAAAUGGGCAUUUAAAGAGCUUUGGAUGUGUACUGUCAGCUUAUAACCAGGACAGGAAUAAUAUUGACUGAAGGCAUUAUACUGGCAGACUGUUGGCUGCUCUCUCAGUGGUUCAAGAGUCUUACAGUCUUACAGUUUAUAUUUAAUGUACAAGCUGUCUGGUGAAAUAAAUUUUUAACCCGAAGGUUCCUGAUGACCUCUGUGAAGAAUGAGCUACUUACAGCUGUUCACUGUGUGCCUGUAUUCCUUUCUACCUUUUUUCUUUCUUUUUUUUAUCUUUAAAGACAAAAAAUAGAAAACAUGAGGAGUCUUGUUGUUAUUGUAGGCUGCCAACAAGUCUAUCCUCUCUUGUUUCAAAACACCUUGUAUUUAAGAGACUCCACUGCCAUAACACCACAUGACCAGCGUAUUAAAUUUGAAAGAAUUUUUAAUUUGAAGAUGCAUAUGAAUUCCAUAUGUAUUUUAUGAAUGUUGCUGUAUGAGAAUCUGUUCUGUUAAUUUAUUACACCAAAAAAUGUAGUCUGCCUCACUCUGCUUCAGAUUUUCAAAUAAAGGGACAAAAAAAGUGUGUACUGAA